UAACAGUAAGCCUACUUUCCAAAUGCCCAAAAGAUAAAAGACGGAGUGACCCAAACAAAUCAGAAAUUGGCCCAAAAAAACUAGACAAACCAGAGUCUUUAGCUUCUUAAACACGCUACUCUCCAUUUUCACUCUCUCGCUCCGUUCCAUUUCUAUCUCCGAAGCUUCUUGUUUCUAUUUUUCCUUCAUUUUUGUUUGUUUCGCAUUUUCCAGGUUUUGUUCUUAUGCAAUAAUUAUCCUGUAUAACAAAUGCAGGUGUUUUUAGGUCUUUUUGAAAGUUGAGAAUGAAGAUUCUUCGACUACAAUCGAUGGAGGGGCCAAAAAGGAAACACAUUUUUGGCAUUUGUUAUGUUUCUUAUUUGAUGAUUGCCCUGAUGUGUGUUUUUCUAGGGUUAUAAUUUAUUAAGCUUAUUUUCUUAUGGUUUGAUUUUCAAGGAAAAAUCAAAACUUUCUUAGGAAGAAAGUUGUCAUUUUUCUCAUUAUUCUUAAUAUUUUUUAUUGGUUUAAGUUGAAAUUAAUGGGUUUCUUUUUUCUUCAAAGAAAUGUAGUUCAAUUUAAUUUUUGUGAUUACAAUUGCAAUUAAUUUAGUAAGAUUCUGCUGAUAUUGCAAGCAAACAAAUGACAAUUAGGCAGUAAAAUUAACUGCUUAUUCCGAUAUCUUUUCAAUGAAGUCCUCAAAUACUGGUUUAAUUUUCAAAUAAAGAUUGAUACUUUCCAUUGAUAUUCCUCUUUUUGUUUUUCCAGAUGGGGAGAGUGGCUGCGUUUACUUAACUGUUAAGAAAGGGGCGCAUCAAUUAAGGAAUUGAUAUUGCCUUAUCUAUCAGCUUCAAAUGUUCAUAUUAAGGUAACUUUACUACCUACAAGAGUAAGGUGUAGGAACAGUCCUGAAUUUGGAGCAAUCGAUUCUUUAAUGCAAAGAUAGAAGGCUAAGCAAUGGAGUCUACAUCUGAGGAAACGAAGGAGCCCAGCCAACCAAAUCAGGGAACCUUACUGCAGUCAGCUUUUAUGGAUUCUAUAGCAUUGCAAGAACAAUUUUUUGAACGGUCUCUGCCGAGCCAACAGCUGUGGUCCCAACAGCUUGCUGAUGCACAGGAGGCAAGGAUAAAAGCAGCCGUUCAGAAGACCACAGAAUGUGCGGCCGAAGUUGGUGAAAUUUUUAAAGGGGAAAACAAUUUUGCAUCAGAAGUGAAAACACAUGAAUUUAACUCAGAAAGGGGCAAUAAGGAAUGGAAGGCUCAAUUACAGCCUCCAUCUCAGCAAUUUUCAAGAUCAAAAUCUAGAUCUAAUCUCUUCCAAUAUCCAGAAGUUUACAAGAAACAUAGGAAGUAUUCACCGGGAGAUCAUGUCAGCAAGUGGGAUGUUCGAAAUUUCAACUCUUACACCCGUUUUGAUCAUUACAAGGACCACCAUAGAUCACAUCGCAGAGAGAAUGCAUGUGAUAGUGAGGAUAGGAGAUUGCAUACAGGCAGAAGCCUGAGAAGAAGCUGGAACAGGGAAAGGAGAUCUCCAUCUAAAUCAGAGCCUCGGAGGUACUGCCAGCCUUGGAGGUAUUGCCGUGAGGAGUCUCAUUCCUCGAGGUCUGGGAGGUUUUGGAUGCCAGUCUAUUGAUAGUAGAAGCAGAAAUUAUCAU
Messenger RNA from Durio zibethinus, 1630 nucleotides. RefSeq lists its product as uncharacterized. NCBI's taxonomy places the organism in Eukaryota, Viridiplantae, Streptophyta, Magnoliopsida, Malvales, Malvaceae. The record is from RefSeq and is a predicted model, not a curated record.